This is a messenger RNA of Budorcas taxicolor (takin), 1701 nucleotides long. It is a transcript of the gene APCDD1L, whose product is annotated as APC down-regulated 1 like. Gene Ontology annotation, molecular function: Wnt-protein binding. Bases 1 to 1701 code for a protein of 566 amino acids. Gene Ontology annotation, cellular component: plasma membrane. Gene Ontology annotation, biological process: negative regulation of Wnt signaling pathway. NCBI's taxonomy places the organism in Eukaryota, Metazoa, Chordata, Mammalia, Artiodactyla, Bovidae. The record is from RefSeq and is a predicted model, not a curated record. The transcript is spliced from 4 exons.
AUGAGUGCGCUGCUCUCCUUACAACUAUCAACAGCCCAGGAGGGCGAGCGCGUGCGAGCGCGGAGGGGCGCGCAGGACCCUCGCGACUUCUUCGCAGGGCCCCAGCCGGGCCGCCGCUGUCCGAGGCCGCCUGAGAGCCCUGCGCCGGCGCCUCGUCUCCACACAGUGUGGAGGCGCCCCAGGGGCUGUCCUGCCACCCUCGACGGGAUGCCGGCUGCCAUGCUCCCCUACGCUUGCGUCCUGGUGCUGUUGGGAGAGGCAGCUGGGAUGGCAGGGGCAGGCCGCCUGCGCUGGGAACCACGCUGCCAGCAGCUCCUGCCCAACAGAGCCCCGGUCACCGCACUGCUGCCCCCACGCCUGGACGGGCCCUGGAUCUCCACUGGCUGCGAGGUGCGCCCGGGACCCGAGUUCCUCACCCGCUCCUAUACUUUCUACCCCAACCGCCUGUUCCGCGCCUACCAGUUCUUCUACCGGGACCCCUCGUGCAGCGAGCCCGCGUACUCGCUGCUCAUCAAGGGCAGGGUGCGCCUGCGCCGGGCCUCCUGGGUCACCCGCGGCGCCACGGAGGCCGACUACCAUCUGCACAAGGUGGGCGUCGUCUUCCACAGCCGCCGCGCCCUGCUCGACGUGGCCGGCCGCCUGGACCACAGUAAGGCGGGCCGGGACUGCGCGCACCGCCUGCCCCCGGCGCGGGCCUGGCUGCCCGGGGCCCUGUACGAACUGCUGGGCGCCGGGGCUGAGCGUGACUGCGCGGCCGCCCUGGGCUUCACCAUGCACGAGCUCAGCCUGGUGCGCGUGCAGCGCCGCUUGCAGCCCGAGCCCCGGGCCGCGCCUCGCCUGGUGGAGGAGCUCUACCUGGGGGACAUCCACACCGACCGGGCCGAACGGCGGCACUACCGGCCCACCGGCUACCAGCGUCCUCUGCAGAGUGCCCUGCACCAUGCCCACCCCUGUCCAGCCUGCAGCCUCAUCGCCCACUCUGAUGAGCACCACCCACCCGUGCUGCCCCCCCAGGCGGCCCUGCCUCUGCGCCUGGGCGGCCGCUGGGUCAGCCCUGGCUGUGAGGUGCACCCCGCCGUGCUCUUCCUCACCAGGCUCUUCACCUUCCACGGGCACAACCGCUCCUGGGAAGGGUAUUACCACCACUUCUCAGACCCCACCUGCCGGCAGCCCACCUUCACUGUCUAUGCAGCCGGCCGCUACACCAAGGGCACGCCGUCCGUCAAGGUUCGAGGUGGCACUGAGCUGGUGUUCCAGGUCACAAGGGCCCGCGUCACCCCCAUGGACCGGGUCACCACGGCCAUGCUCAACUUCUCUGAACCAAGCAGCUGUGGGGGCCCAGGGGCUUGGGCCCUGGGAGCCGAGCGGGACAUCACCGCCACCAAUGGGUGCCUGCCACUGGGCAUCAGGCUGCCCCACGUGGAGUAUGAGCUGUUCAGGAUGGAGCGGGACCCCCUUGGGCAAAGCCUGCUCUUCAUCGGACAAAGGCCCACUGACGGCUCGAGUCCUGACACUCCGGAGAAGCGGCCCACAUCCUAUCAAGCACCCCUGGUGCUCUGUGACAGCGUGGCCUGGGGCUUCUCCCUGCAGCAUGGGGAUCAGCUGCAGACGCCUGUCAGUGGUGGGACACCAUGUCCCCACGUGGCCCCUCUCCCCGUCCUACUCCUGGUCCUCAGGCCGGCCUUCCUCCAGUGGUUGUGA